This is a messenger RNA of Cephus cinctus (wheat stem sawfly), 529 nucleotides long. RefSeq lists its product as uncharacterized. NCBI's taxonomy places the organism in Eukaryota, Metazoa, Arthropoda, Insecta, Hymenoptera, Cephidae. The record is from RefSeq and is a predicted model, not a curated record. Bases 36 to 383 code for a protein of 115 amino acids. The transcript is spliced from 2 exons.
CUGCAAUAGCACCCCUUACGGACCCACUUCUGAAUAUGAACGUUAGCAUUGAAAAGAAAAUGAUGUUCACAAUUUGGACACUUGCUAAACCUGGAAGCUUUUUAGCUGUAGGAGAUAGGUUUGGAUUGUCCAAAAGUACUGGGCACCAAAUUUUUAAAAAUAUGAUAACGAUUUUGGCUAAUCUAUUACCAAAAUACGUCAAAUGGCCGAAUGAUACAAGUCGUGCUUUAUCAGAAAAAGUUUUUGAAGCUCGUUCUUGUGGCAUCUCAGGGGUUAUAAGAGCAAUCGAUGGGUGUCACAUCCCUUGUAAACACCCUGUUGGAAAUGCCAUAGAUUAUUACAAUCGUAAAAGGUAUCAUUCUAUAAUCUUACAAGGUUCGUAGUACUCGUGUAAUUGUUAGACUAGUAUUAUAUGUAUAAUAAUCAAUAUUAAUCAUGUGUGAUAGGUACAUGCGAUCAUACAGGAAAAUUUCUGGAUUGUUUCAUUAGUUGCCCUAGGCGAAUGUACGAUGCUAGAGUUUUCAGGACA